Cynara cardunculus var. scolymus (artichoke) is the source of this 2031-nucleotide messenger RNA. RefSeq lists its product as uncharacterized. The record is from RefSeq and is a predicted model, not a curated record. The coding region runs from base 450 to 1583 and encodes 377 amino acids. The transcript has 6 exons. Lineage: Eukaryota; Viridiplantae; Streptophyta; Magnoliopsida; Asterales; Asteraceae.
CAUUUUCUUCACAGACACUGGUUUAAUAAAUCUCUUCAUCCCCCAUCGGUUUCAUCCUUUCAAGCCUCCAUUCCGCCACCAGAUCAUAAUCAAAUCGCUUCUGAAUCACCCAUACGCAUACACCACAACCAAAUCGAUUAAAAAACGCGAUAUUUUCUUCGAGGGUACCGAUUGAUCUGGUUAUUCGCCAAUUUGUUGGGGUUUUUCUGAGCAAUCGAAGCCUUAAUCGAUAAAUCCUUGUUAGGUCACCAUUAUUAUAGGAGAAAGAUCAUCAGACAAAACGUUUUUGAUUUGGGUUUCGGUUCGGUUUUGGUUUCUCUAUUACGGCUAGAAAAGAGAAUCUAAAUCAAUCUUGACCUUUAAGUUCGUAAAAGAUCAUCUUAUUCGUGAUUUGGUUUAUCGUUUUUUGGGUAAGAUUGAAGGAGUUGUAAUUUAGGGUUUUACAGAAGAUGUUGGGCGCUGGAUUGCAGUUUGGACGAAGUCGUGGCGGAGAGGAUAGGUUUUACAAUCCGGCGAAAGCGAGAAAGAAUCGUCAAAAUCAGGAUGAUCUCCGUAGAGCUCAAAGUGACGUCACUCCGACCCAAUCUACGGCGUCGUCCGGUACUGAGGAGCCUGAGAACCGAGUGGUAAAGCCAUCGAAACCUAUAGCGUUGGAACCACCGAUGCCGUCGCCAGUGUGUAAUCUGGAACGGUUUUUGGAGUCGAUUACGCCUUCUGUUCUUGCUCAGUAUCCCUCUAAGAGAGCUAUGAGAGGGUGGAGGACUCGGGAUGAAAAUCAACCGUACUUUGUGCUUGGUGAUUUGUGGGAGUCUUUUAAAGAGUGGAGUGCUUAUGGUGCCGGAGUUCCUUUGAUAUUGAACGACAGUGAUAGUGUUGUCCAGUAUUAUGUACCUUAUUUGUCUGGAAUUCAGUUGUACACAGACCCUUUGAAGGCUUCAGCAAAAUCAAGGCAACAGAGCGAGGAUAGUGAUGGCGAGUCUUUCAGGGACUCAAGUAGUGAUGUAAGCAGUGAUUAUGAAAGGGAGAAUGCAAAGAGUGAAAUAUGUUCACGGUUGGAUCAGUUGUCGUUAAAUUAUCAACAUGUAUCAUCACUCCAAGAAGGGUUUUCUAGUGACGAGGGUGAAUCUGGGAGACCUCAAAGUUGCCUCUCGUUUGAGUACCUGGAGCGCAAUCAACCUUGGGGUCGGGAACCUUUGGCUGAUAAGAUACUUGAUCUUGCACGGUGCUUCCCGGAAUUGAAAAGUAGGAGAAGUUGUGAUUUGCUACCGUCUAGUUGGUUAUCAGUGGCCUGGUAUCCGAUAUAUAGGAUUCCGAUGGGUCCAACAUUGAAAGAUCUUGAUGCUUGCUUUCUCACCUUUCAUUCUCUUCACACACCAUUAACAGGAGGGAAUGGGAAUGGGAAUGAAAGUGAGAAAGCAGUGUCGUUACCAGUGUUUGGUCUUGCUUCAUAUAAGUUGAAAGCACCAUUGUGGAUAAGCAACCAACGCUUGGUGCUGCUGACUUCUCUUUUGCAGGCAGCUGAUGAUUGGCUGGCAAAACUGCAGGUCAAUCACCCAGAUUUCCUUUUCUUUUCCCGUAGAUGAUGAACUCGAAYUCGAACUCGUAAUUUGGAGGGAAAAAGAAAAAGAAAAAGAAAUAUAAAAAUUAAUAGUAAUGGGAAUAAGGGUUGGUGUAGAGGAUUGAUUAGAUAUUAUAUAUAAUGAAAAGAAUGGAUGUUGGAUUUCUUCUAAUUUAUGAUCAACUUAUUAUGAGUGUGAGUGAGUGACUGAGUGAGUGAGCGAGUGAGAGGGAGGGGGUGUAUUUUUUCUACCCUAAUGCUGGUGAUUCAUGAUGAUGUGUUUGUAAUGUUACUAUAUACACUUAGAUUUUUGAUAGAUUAGUUGUAGUGUAGGUUUGAAUUUAUAACCAGAAAAUUCUUAUGCUUUCAUCUCAUUUACUUGGAACUUGGAGAUUGUCGUAUAGGGGUCGUUUAUCAAACACUUGCCUUAUUGGUGUGAGCAUGAGAAAUCUUAUUUGGUAAGCACUUAUGUC